GAUUAAUCUUGCAGCGAACUCAGCAGUGAAAGUUCUUGAAAGGCCGGACCUGCUUUCUCCUCAGCUAUUGCAAGCUGGUCUAAAUGACCAGCUUUACAAAAUUAAGUCUUCUUUGCCAAAGCCGGAAUUCAACUAUUUCUUACUCAAAGGAAAUCUCUCAUCAAAAGCUGCUAGUUCCUCUUCACGUAAACAAACAGAAAGCAGUAAAUCGUAGAUGAUUUUAAAUGAUUCGAUUUCUUAAAGUUCUCAGAGGAAUAACCAUCCGGUAUUAUUUUAGGUCAAAAUUAGGUAUGGUUUUU
Prunus avium (sweet cherry) is the source of this 299-nucleotide messenger RNA. Lineage: Eukaryota; Viridiplantae; Streptophyta; Magnoliopsida; Rosales; Rosaceae. The record is from RefSeq and is a predicted model, not a curated record.